Molecule: messenger RNA, 1089 nt
Organism: Spea bombifrons (plains spadefoot toad)
Lineage: Eukaryota; Metazoa; Chordata; Amphibia; Anura; Pelobatidae
Gene: SLC31A2
Product: solute carrier family 31 member 2
Exons: 4
Coding region: 105-626 (173 amino acids)
Biological process (GO): copper ion transmembrane transport
Cellular component (GO): membrane
Molecular function (GO): copper ion transmembrane transporter activity
Source: RefSeq, a predicted model, not a curated record
CCAGCGAGCCGACACAGUCAGCUGAUUAGGCGACACCAAAUGUAGUGUAGUGGUGCAGGAUCUCCUGGGCUCUCCUCCUCACACAGAAGUUCCAAGCAGAUGCCAUGCAGAUGUAUUUUGUCUUCUCCGAGAAUGUUACUCUACUCUUUGAUUUCUGGACGGUCCACACACUGGCAGGUCUCAUACUGUCAUUCCUGGUUGUCCUUCUCCUUACCAUCCUCUAUGAAAUCUCAAAGGUCUGGAAGUCUAACCUUCUUACCAGAACCCUGCUGGCCUUCCCAGUGACUGACGACCCGAUUCCUUCCUCAUUCCUGACCUCAGACUCGGAGGCAGCUGUGGUUGUGACUGCAGACCCUUCGCAGGAAAGAGACACCAUUUCUUCCCAGCAAACAGAAACAUCAGGGUCUCUCUAUGCGGGCCACGUAGCCUCCAACUGCAGGUGGUGGUUCCUGCACUGUUCACUUUCUCUUGUUCAUAUGGUCCAAAUCGUUCUUGGAUACAUGCUUAUGUUGUGUGUGAUGUCAUACAACGCCUCCAUCUUCAUAGCGGUGAUUAUUGGCUCGGGACUAGGAUACUACAUGGCAUUUCCAUUUCUUUCUAAGUACUCCAAACCUCAUGUGUUGUAAGAUAAAAUCACGUUUAUCAGCGUUUGGUCUGCCAAAGAUGGAGCCCACCUACGAUUCCCUACUGGGAAAAAAACAGUGAAACCUAGCAAGCGGAACACCAUUUCCUAAUAGUUAUAGAAUUUGUGUCACAGUCUGCUGAUCCACAACUUGUUUGUUCUGUCUUAGCUCUCCUACCUCCUAAAACCCUCUGGGUGUUCUUCUGUUUGUUUUUACUGUUUAUGGGGCUUUUUCCUUUAAAUUUCCCUUUUAUACCAGUAAAGGGAAUGAUCCGAUCAACCGAUAUCAAGGAGCCUUAGAAGUUAGAACACUCGAAUUAUCACCGUAACUACUCCAGAACUCAACCGGAUUUUUAAAAGCUCUCAUCUUUGUUUGAGGAUUUUUUGUUUGCAACAAAGGUUGCUACCUGUGAAACCGGACCCCUGAAGCACUGCUUUCAUUUGAAAUAUUCUAAGAGACUACACUU